Ceraceosorus guamensis is the source of this 1488-nucleotide messenger RNA. RefSeq lists its product as hypothetical. NCBI's taxonomy places the organism in Eukaryota, Fungi, Basidiomycota, Exobasidiomycetes, Ceraceosorales, Ceraceosoraceae. Gene Ontology annotation, molecular function: magnesium ion binding; isocitrate dehydrogenase (NAD+) activity; NAD binding. Gene Ontology annotation, cellular component: mitochondrion. The coding region runs from base 134 to 1339 and encodes 401 amino acids. The transcript is spliced from 6 exons. The record is from RefSeq and is a predicted model, not a curated record. Gene Ontology annotation, biological process: tricarboxylic acid cycle; isocitrate metabolic process.
UGGCUGUUGGCUCCAUCAUCGCACAGUCACGAGUGCGGAUGUCGCUUCUUUUUCAACUUUUGCUCCACCACACUGACAUAGCUAUCGCACGGCUCGACUCGACUCGGCUCGGCUUUGGCUCACAAUCCUCACAAUGAUCGCAGCUCCAAUUCGAAGUGGCAGCAGCGGCACGAUGCUGCGCGCUGUCGCUGCCUCCCGCAACGCCAUCUCAGCCGCACAGCCAGUCUGUGCUGUGCGCACAGCACCGCGAUCGGCAUGGCGAACCUCUUCGCGCUGCAUGGCCACGAUGCCCCUCACCUCUGCUCCUACAUCCGCCUUUGCAAAGGAGCCCGUCAAUGGCAAGUACACUGUCAGCUUCAUUCGAGGUGACGGCAUCGGCAUCGAGAUCUCGGAAGCUGUGGAUGACAUCUACAAGGCUGCUGGUGUGCCCAUCAUCUGGGAAAACGUCAGCGUAGCGCCGUACAUCAACAAGCAAGGAAAGCAGAGCAUCCCAGACGAGGCCAUCGAGAGCAUCAGAAAGAACACUGUCGCUUUGAAAGGCCCCCUGGCCACUCCCAUCGGCAAAGGUCACGUCUCCCUCAACUUGACUCUGCGCCGAACCUUCUCCCUUUUUGCCAAUGUCAGACCUUGCAAGUCUCUGGAAGGCUACAAGACGCCAUACGACAACGUAGACACGGUGCUGAUCAGGGAGAAUACGGAGGGAGAGUACUCGGGCAUCGAGCACGAGGUGGUGGACGGUGUUGUGCAAAGCAUCAAGCUCAUCACUCUCGAGGCUAGCGAGCGCGUAGCCAGGUACGCCUUUCAUCACGCAGAGCAGAACAAGAGGAACCGUGUCACCGCGGUCCACAAGGCCAACAUCAUGAAAAUGUCGGACGGAAUGUUCCUGCACGCUUGCCGUCAAGUGGCCAAGGAGUACCCGAACAUUCAAUAUGACGAGGAUCUCCUGGACAGAGCCUGCUUGCGUAUCGUGCAGGAUCCUGCUCCUUAUGCUGAUCGGGUGAUGGUGAUGCCCAAUCUGUACGGAGACAUCUUGUCCGACAUGUGCGCCGGCCUGAUCGGUGGUCUGGGUCUCACACCUUCUGGAAACAUUGGAAAGGACGCUUCCAUCUUUGAAGCUGUGCAUGGCUCGGGUCCUGAUAUCGCUGGUCAGAACAAGGCCAACCCAACCGCGUUGCUCCUCUCUUCGAUCAUGAUGCUCCGUCAUAUGCGUCUCUUUGACCACGCAGACAAGAUCGAGAGCGCCAUCUUUAGAGCCAUCGCAGAGGGCGACCGAACGGGAGACCUGGGUGGCAAGUUGGGCACUCGCGAAUUCACAAAGGCUGUCAUCAAGCGCCUGUGAGAGUGGUGCUAUCAGUGCGCCGCUCUCCAUCUUCGGCGCAUGUAUUGCUCAGGGAUAGCAUACAUGCCGCGCAAAUACAAUAGAUGCACGCUUUCUCAUGUAGGAGCAGAAACAGUAUGAGCGGUCGUUCCGCAGCUCAAAGUUCAGGC